Messenger RNA from Aplysia californica (California sea hare), 4467 nucleotides. Its product is annotated as protein BANP. The transcript has 11 exons. The record is from RefSeq and is a predicted model, not a curated record. Gene Ontology annotation, molecular function: DNA binding. Gene Ontology annotation, biological process: protein localization to nucleus; negative regulation of protein catabolic process. NCBI's taxonomy places the organism in Eukaryota, Metazoa, Mollusca, Gastropoda, Aplysiida, Aplysiidae. The coding region runs from base 177 to 1457 and encodes 426 amino acids.
AGUCUCGCAUUUUACCGUUCCCAACGCCAUUAUCGGACUCCGAGAAAUUUGACGUGAUUUUACGGAUUUUCAGGUUUUCAUUGGAAAGUAAGGAACCCAAACAGAAGUGACCGGUUAGGUUUCUGUCUGAAGACGUAUUCUGCCCGUGUGCCAUACCUAGAAACAUUCUGGAAUGGAUGUCUGGCCAGGAGGGAGAGCUGGUGGACUUGGGUGGAGCUGGAGUCACAAUCGAUGCCUCUUCCCUAGUCUCUGGCUUAGCCACUGUUGGAGAUGUCCAUGUGGAUGGAGCCACAGCCAUUAUCCAGGGGAUGCCAGAAAAUUGUGUGGAUCCAGACAGGAAGAGGCUGAGACUUGACAGCGAUGGGGACCUAGAUUUGAACCCAGAACAUUCCUUUAAACAAAUUCUGUUCAGUAUCAAUAAAGCCAUCUGCCUGCGACUGGACAGUAUGGAGGCCAAGCUAGACAUGUUGAGUUCUCGCACCAAGACCAUGGAGGAUAAAGUAGACCAACUGGUCAACUGGUCGCGGACACUCAAUGGUGGCACAGGGCUUGCAUCCACUGCCUCCAGGAAAGGAGCGGUCAUCGUGGGUCUUCCGCAGACAAAGGCAGAGGCUGGUGACAUGAAUCCCCUUGACCAUUCCAUCUCCAACCUCGGCCCCAAUGUCACACUGAUCACUCUCAAUACAGAAGAGGACUUCCCUAAUGGCACCUGGCUGGGAGAUGAACACAACCCUGAGAUGAGAGUUCGAGUUCCUAUCACUCCAAGUGAUCUCCUCCAUGUCCACUCAAAUUGUCGCACCCCAGAGAAAAUGGCGUUGACGUUAUUAGAUUACCUGUUUGACCGAGACACCCAAGCAGCCUCAAACCUGUCUGGACAAGGAAAGCAUGGAAAGAAACAACUAGACCCUCUUAUGAUUUAUGGAAUUAGGUGUCACUUGAUCCACCGGUUCAGCAUCACAGAGAACGAUUGGCACCGCAUCAAACAGAAUAUCGAUUCCAAAUGUCGAACAGCGUGGCGGAGGCGAGCGCGGGGCAUGCCUCUCACUGUGAAGGCCUUCAGGGGGAAAGCCCCGCCGUCCUACGUCAACAUCGGCAACCACAUGGGGGAUCUGAGUGGAGGCAGUGAUGAAGACUCCAUGAGUCAAGAGGAUGGAGAGUUGCACAUUCAUCAGCAAGCAUCAGAGGCAGACAUCCAGGCGGCUCUGGCCAUGCAGGGUGAAGGUCUGCAGCAUGGGGAGAUACAAAUCCUACACGCCACUCCAGAACAGAUCUCUCAACUCCAGCAUGCCCAGCACAUACAGAUCUUGUCUGGGGACCAGGUCAUAGGGCAAAUCCAACCUGGAGACAUGCUGCCAGAGGGCAUCCAGGUGGCUACCAUGACAACAGACUCAGGGGAGGUGCUUCAGAUUCAACAGAGUGUACCUACGGGGGCGGAGUCAGAUUCUGUCAGUCAGUGACAGUGGGCUGAAUCCUGGUGUGAUUGACAUUCUGUAUGAUAGGACUUGGUGGGAGUGGUGUUUGGACUGUGCGGUGUUUUAGAAGAAACAAAAAAACCCCUUCAAAUGUGUGUGAGUUUAUGUGUGAACGAGGCAAAACCAGUGCAAGUGUCAGGAUCUGUGGAGGCUGGUCUAUAUGUGCGAGUCACUUCAGAGUAGGCCUGCUCUGUGUGGAAGUGCAUUACUGGAGAUUAAUGUUCUGUUAGUGAUUGUGAAAAAGACACCUGUGCACUUUAGUAUGGCUGCUUUUUAUUUUGUGAGAUAAGUAUGGUGACAGACGCUUGUAUUAUGCAGAUGAACACUCAUGAAAGUUUGACUGAAAAAUAAUGGACAGAAGGUGGAAUGGACUUCUCAAGGAAAGAUUGUUUCGUAUUUUUAACUCCGAGUACAAUUGUGAUGUUUCCUUCAUGACACUUGAUUAUAUUAUUAUGCUGUUGACAUGUUUCAUUUGAAUUUCAACCUACGUCAUAGUAAUGAUAUUAAUUCUGUACUCCUUACUGCAAAUAUGAAAAAGACACUUGUUCUCCUCACUCCAAGCUGCUAGUUCUACCACUUUGACGAUAUCAUCCUCACUUUCAUGGCUUCGUGCACAUGAUUGGAUCAAGUUAUUUUACAGGAGGAGAGUUGUCAACUGGUAGCCGAUUUACAAACCAUUUAACAUUUAACCCACUGUACCCUUUUUGUUUUUUGUUAUUUAUUUAUUUUGUUGUUGUUUUGUUUGGGGUGGGAGGAAUCAGUUCGACUGUCUUAUUGAACUUGAAGAGAAAUACAGUUGAGCCUGCUAUGCCAGAACCCUGUCCAAGACUGAAGUCUGUCUUGACAGAAUCUCCCCCCUGCCACCAUGAUAAAUUGGUCUAUAAUUCAUGGAAGACAGACUUUCAUAUCCUGGAAACAGACCUUGAAAUUCCUUUCCUUCAGCUGGUUUUGAUCGGACAAUGGCAGAAAAUGCUCUAUUUGUUAAACCCUGAUUUGAAACAAAACUCGCUACAAAGUUUGGUUCCACCGGCUCCAACUUUUAUGCCUCACCACCUGGUGGAGAAAGGGUGCGGUUGUGGGAAGUAGAUUGUACCCCAUCCUUGUGAGCCUUGAACGGUAUGAAUGGUCAGCUGCUUUGUCUUCAAAGUGCUCAAGUGGCAUCCUGGUACUUAAACGUAGCCAGAGAUGAGCUAGAUAAUGGUUGUAAAGCUCAAAGGGCAUGCUGCAGAGGGUAGAUAUUCGCUAUAUAUAAAUGCAAUUAUUAUUAGAUAAAAAGAUUGACCUCUUCUGGUUGUCCCUGUUCAUACGUCUAGCUUAGUAAAAAGUUGAAAACGGGUUUGAUUAAGCAAUUGCAUUAGGUAUUUGGAUUACAUUUUAAGGCUGUUCUCAGUGGAUAAUGACAUUCAGUUUUAUACAAUAGGAUUCUGUUACUAUUUGCUAUCAUUAACAUUUUUGGGUCAGAUUCUUGGUUUCAGACCAUGAUUUUUCCAUGCUGCUGCAGUUUGUUCAUUUUCUCUCCACACUUCUGUUGUAAUACUAUAAUGAAAGCCUUGCUUUUUAAUAAUUUUUCUAAAUGUUAUAUACCUCCUUAAAUCUUUCCAAAAUGUCAUAAACCUCCUUAACACGUUCCCCCCUUGGAGUGCGCAGGGACCAUGAUGUAGGUGGGGUACAUCAGUACUUUCCCUGUAUCUCAGCACAAAUACCCCUACCAUUAUGAAAUUUUCAGCAUACUGAGAAAAUUGGAUGUGAUAAUUGCAUGUUCACCACAAAAGGAAUUAAGAGUCGGAACUGAAAACAUUAGAUCUAGCACAUUCAUCACCUGAUUUCUCAUCAUGGAUCUCUGUGUAAAGCAGCACUUAUGCCAGGUCUACUCGAUAUUUUUACCCAAAAAAGAAAAUAAUCCAAUUGUUGUAAACGAACUGAUUUUUUUACCUCAAAGGCCACACAAACCGUUCAGAAAAGAAAUUAUAAUUUUAACAGGUGCGCAUGUGGAAAAGGAGAUCGUUGCUACAUUUUUUUGCUAUAUAUCACACCAGCACCGAUCAGUGUCUCGUGAGGGCAAAGUGUUAACUUACACCAGUGAGUCCAGCUUCAUUGGCCGUUGGAGUAAUGGUAAAUGGUAGUUAACUAAAAGUAUGGAUCAAGUGUUCAUUUCAUUUGUCAUUUAAUUUAUUUAAGGAAUGCAUUAAAAGUCUAAUCUGAUUGGACUUCAUCGCAAGCUUGAGAGGGAUUGUAGAAUCACUUUGAAGAACAAGGACAAGCAGGGUAUAGUAGUACGUUGGUUGUAUGUUAAUGUGGGAGUGGGAGUUCUGCAUGUCUUUGGAAUUCCUUACGACUAGUCCUUUGACUCUUCCUUUGAAAAGUAUGUAGUCGUCUUCAUGCUCUCUAGUCCGUCUGUGUCAUGUAGUAUGUAUGUAAAGUUAUUUGAUAUCAACUAACUUGAAAAGUGUUCAAUAAUAUUAUUUGUGAGUAAAUGAAUUGCUGCCUUUUGUUCCGACUGUUCAAGUUAAGCAGUGUUUUCAAGACUGCAGAAUAAAUUUGUUAUUAAAAACUUUGCUGAUUUCGUCUCCGAAGCGAAAAGUCCGGACUCGAGCCUCGGUUCAGACACAGAUUUUUUCGCCCCUUCCUGCCCACCCAGCAGUAAUGGGUACCUGGCUUUGAGCUGGGGAAGUAAAAGUGACAUGGAAAGGAACUGGCCACCCUACCACAAUAUGCGAAAGGUACAGGAAAUUGUCUCACUAACAAGGCAAUCCCCAAUGUUCGGAUCGGAUGCGGGAACAACUUUACUUUUUUUUAGCACAGGUGUUUGCCGGCUAAUGCUCUGCUACUUAUACUUAUCACUUUGUGAAUGUCGUGUGUCAUUAUGACUCAGCCAUUUAACGCCACAGUUCCCUUUUGGAAAUUUAAAAAAAUAAAAGUUUAGUCUCCGCUGUAAAUGAUAAUACCAAGUUAAAUCUAUAGUGUCAGUGGUUUAUAUGCCUUUGGGGGGGGGGGG